Molecule: messenger RNA, 282 nt
Organism: Hydatigera taeniaeformis
Lineage: Eukaryota; Metazoa; Platyhelminthes; Cestoda; Cyclophyllidea; Taeniidae
Source: the annotation of a GenBank genome assembly
AUGAACAAGAGUGAGGAGCAACCUCUUUCCACCGCUGAAUGCAUUCUCAACAAACCCUCCGCAGCAUUAACUUUUCAGCUUGCAAUGCAAUUGCGUGAAUACACGCGGGACAACGACUCUAACCUCACGCAGGCACUGAAGCGAUUAGUGCAGGUGCACUCUCCGUUGUUGAAGCGAGACCACGUUUUGUGUUCUCUCUCGCUCUCGCUCUCUCUCGUGGCACUUGGCCACGCAGAGAGCAAUGUUGAACAGGUCAGGCGCAAAGAAACUCCACCUCAUUGA